GCUCCCUAUCAGGACCCCCCAUUCCCUCCCCACCGUCCGAUCACUGGACCCGACGAAAAAACUGGACCUGCAAAAAAACUAUCGCGGGGCCUUGUCCUUUUUCUCGUUGUAGGCUAUAUAUAACCGUCGCGGUAUAAAUACGUCCGCACCGGAGCGCUCCGUUCAUCUCCUUUUCUCCGUCCUCUCUCUUUCUCAUUCUCUCAAGCAUAUUUAAAAAAAAAAAAAUUGUUUAAUCCGUGCGGUAGUUACACAAUGUGUGGGGGUGCGAUCAUUUCCGAUUUCGUUGUCGACAAAAGCCGCCGGAGGCUGACGGCGCGGGAGCUCUGGUCGAAAAUCGACACUUUCUCUGACCUCCUCGGCUUGGACGCCACCGGGAGCAAUGGUUCUUCGAAGCAGUUGGAGAACAAGGCCUCGGUACGCCUUCCGACGCCGAAGCAAGCUAACAAGGUGGAGGUGAGUGACCAGAAGAGUGCUGAAAAGGACCAGAAGAAGAGCCAGAGGAUUCGGAAGAACGUGUACAGAGGAAUCAGGCAGAGGCCGUGGGGAAAGUGGGCGGCGGAGAUUCGCGAUCCGCGUAAGGGAGUCCGCGUCUGGCUCGGCACUUUCAACACCGCCGAGGAGGCCGCCAUGGCCUACGACCAGGCCGCCAAGCGCAUCCGCGGCGACAAGGCGAAGCUCAACUUCGCCGACGCGGAUCACUCGCCGACGCCGGCGGCCAAGAGGCUGUGCGUCGCCGCCGCCGCCCCUAAUCCUCCUCCAUGCGCUGGUUUCGGGUUCCAGAAUGAACUUGGAGUGUGUGUUCAGAACCGAGAGGUGAGCGAGGUGGACGAUCGUGAGCUGAAGGAGCAAAUCUCGAGCCUGGAGUCGUUCCUGGGGCUGGAGCCGGAGCCGGAGCAGCUGGCCCAGGUGUGCGGAAUCGCAGAGCCUGAAUCAGUGGAUCUUUGGGCGCCAUGAAUCAUGAUCGAUCGACAGAUCCAUCUUCAUCUUGAUCUUGUAGCUAGGGUUCAGUGCCGCUGCUUUUAAAUGCGUAAUUAGUAGUUGUGUUUACUGUUUAAUGCUGCUAAUGCCACUGCUUCUGCGCGCGUCACUGUGUAAUCAUAAAGGUACAUACCUAUAGUGGCUUUAUGUAUGUGAAUGUACAUGAUAAUAACCCGGCGCGUGCAUGCACCUGCCAUGACAUGGGCGUGGUGUUGUCAUGGCCUGCGUUUGUUCCGGGACCUUGGAUUAUGCUUUUGAUGUCGGUGCAUGCAUCUUUUAAGU
Messenger RNA from Malania oleifera, 1260 nucleotides. Its product is annotated as ethylene-responsive transcription factor RAP2-3. Gene Ontology annotation, biological process: ethylene-activated signaling pathway; regulation of DNA-templated transcription. Lineage: Eukaryota; Viridiplantae; Streptophyta; Magnoliopsida; Santalales; Ximeniaceae. Gene Ontology annotation, molecular function: DNA binding; DNA-binding transcription factor activity. Bases 253 to 954 code for a protein of 233 amino acids. The transcript is spliced from 2 exons. The record is from RefSeq and is a predicted model, not a curated record.